CCAGCGUCUUUGGAUGUGGCGCACAUCACCAUCACCAACAUCGUCAUUCCGUCGUUAUCAUCUCUGCCUCUCUGGACGUUUUUUUCAUUUCUGAAUUCUGAAGAGACUUUUUUGUGGUGUUCAUGCAAGAAGUGUUCUUAAUGGAAAUAGUUCCAGCUUUAGACAUUGAAUGGGCUGCUGUUGUGUUUGAAGACUGAAGACUGAAUAGACAGACUGAGUGACUAAGGAUCUGCAUAAUUCAAUUCAGCAAAGAGGACUUCGACAGACACUACAUUUUGCUGCUUUCCUCUGGAUUCUUAUUUUUUGCCUGACGGAAAGUUUUCAACAAUGACGGCCAUGCAGAAGCUGUUGCAACUGCCUGUGAAUGCAGUGAACAUAGUAAAGACGGUGCAGAUUCAAGUGCAGGGCCAGGAGGAGGCCAAGAGUCCAGUUCUGUCCCCGGACAAAAGUCAGCAGGCCUGGUACAGUGCUUUGCAGCCUGAUGAACUUCGCCACCUUCGUGCCAGUGACGGAGGUGGAAAUCAGGAGGAACAAGCGCCACAAGAUGAAAGUGCUUCUGCCUCAGUAUCUAGCGCUGGAACUUUUCAAACUCAACCAUUGCGGCAUGAUGACUUAAAGGAGAUGCUUGACAGCAACAAAGACUCGCUGAAGCUGGAGGCCAUGAAGCGAAUUGUGGCUAUGAUUGCUCGAGGUAAAAACGCAUCGGACCUCUUCCCUGCCGUGGUGAAGAAUGUGGCUUGCAAGAACAUUGAGGUAAAGAAGCUGGUCUACGUAUACUUGGUGCGAUAUGCAGAGGAGCAGCAGGAUCUGGCUCUACUCUCCAUUUCAACGUUCCAGCGAGGCCUGAAGGAUCCGAACCAGCUGAUCAGAGCCAGUGCCCUGAGAGUCCUCUCGAGUAUCCGAGUUACGAUCAUUGUGCCCAUCAUGAUGCUGGCUAUCAAGGAAGCAGCUUCUGAUAUGUCUCCAUAUGUAAGGAAGACAGCUGCUCACGCUAUCCCCAAACUUCACAGUUUGGAUCCAGAGCAGAAAGAUCAGCUGAUUGAAGUAAUAGAGAAGCUCCUUGCUGACAAAACCACAUUGGUUGCAGGUAGCGUUGUGAUGGCUUUUGAGGAGGUCUGUCCAGAAAGAAUUGACUUGAUCCACAAGAACUAUAGAAAGCUGUGUAAUCUUCUCAUUGACGUGGAGGAGUGGGGUCAAGUGGUCAUCAUCAACAUGUUGACUCGCUAUGCCAGGACCCAGUUCCUCAACCCCAACAUCAACGAGUCCCUGCUGGAGGAGGGAGGUGGUGGGGAGAAGACGUUUUAUGCCUCUGAUGAAGAAGAGGACGAUGAGGAGGAGAAAGAGAAGAAGGCUGAAGCUGCUGCCAUGGCCAAGAGGAAGCCUUAUGUGAUGGAUCCAGAUCACAGGCUGUUGCUCAGGAACACCAAACCCCUCUUGCAGAGUCGGAACGCAGCUGUGGUGAUGGCAGUGGCUCAGCUUUACUUCCAUCUCGCCCCGAAAGCAGAAAUUGGGGUCAUCGCCAAAGCUCUGGUCCGUCUUCUGCGCAGUCACAGUGAAGUCCAGUAUGUUGUACUCCAGAACGUAGCAACAAUGACCAUAAAGAGAAGGGGAAUGUUUGAGCCAUAUCUCAAGAGUUUCUACAUCCGCUCUACUGACCCCACCCAGAUCAAAAUCCUCAAGUUGGAGGUGCUGACCAAUCUGGCUAAUGAGACAAACAUCUCUACUAUCCUCAGGGAGUUCCAGACCUACAUCAAAAGCAUGGACAAAGACUUUGUGGCUGCCACCAUACAAGCUAUUGGCCGCUGUGCCACCAACAUAGGAGAGGUCCGGGACACCUGUUUGAAUGGUCUUGUGCAGCUGCUGUCCAAUAGAGACGAGUUGGUGGUGGCUGAGUCUGUGGUGGUUAUCAAGAAGCUUCUGCAGAUGCAGCCGGAAAAACACAGUGACAUCAUCAAGCAUAUGGCAAAACUAACUGACAAUAUCCAGGUUCCGAUGGCCCGGGCAAGUAUCCUGUGGCUGAUUGGUGAAUACUGUGAGCACGUUCCAAAGAUUGCACCCGAUGUUCUGAGAAAGAUGGCGAAGUCAUUCACCAAUGAGGAGGACAUUGUCAAGCUGCAAAUCCUCAACUUGGCGGCCAAGCUCUAUCUCACCAACUCCAAACAGACCAAACUCCUGACUCAGUAUGUCCUCAAUUUGGCCAAGUAUGACCAGAAUUACGACAUACGUGAUCGUGCACGCUUCAUUCGGCAGCUCAUUGUGCCAACAGAGAAGAGUGGAGCCUUGAGCAAGUAUGCAAAGAAGCUCUUCUUGGCCCUGAAACCCGCACCUGUGCUCGAGUCUCCAUUCAAAGAUCGAGACCACUUCCAGUUGGGUUCACUGUCCCACCUGCUCAAUGCAAAAGCUGGGGGCUACCAGGAAUUGCCCAACUGGCCAGAGGCUGCCCCAGAUCCCUCCGUGCGCAACGUGGAGGUGAAGGAGUCUGUAUUUACGCUGCUUGAAAGAGUUACAACAUUAACGAGUGUUCCAGAGUGGACCAAAUGUAGCAGCAGAGAGAAGCGGAAAGAAAAGAAGGUGGAGAAGCCAUUUUACUCUGACUCGGAAGGCGAGUCAGGACCAACAGAGUCUGCUGACAGUGAAUCCUACUCCAACAGCAGCUCUGAGAGUGGCAGUGGCAGUGAAGAGAGUGGAACCAGCUCAGACAGUGAGGGAAGUGAGGAAGCCUCUGAGUCUGAGGAAGAGGAGGAGGACAAGAGGAGAACGAAGAAAGAAUCAAAGAUGCCAGUGCCCCCAAGUGAAAGUGAGGAGAGCAGUGAGGAUGAGAGGAGGCCUCAGAAGAAGAGUAAAGAACUUAAAACCGAAUCAGAGUCUGGAUCGGAUCAGGACGAUACCGAGUCAGACAGCAGCCCAUCAGAGUCCGAUGAUUCGGAAUCCGAAACCGAUAUCAAAAAGAAGAAAAAGGCCACAGAAUCAAAGGCUUCCUCAAAGCCCAUCAGAAAAGAAAACAGACGGGAGAAGAAAGAAAUGUCUCUGCUUGACCUUGAUGACUUUGAGCCUGCUCCGUCUCCUCAAGUAACGCCUGUCAACACAUUCCUGUCCAGCAGCCUGGUGACUGAUUUGGAAGGGCUCUCUUUGUCAGACCCUCUUCUUUCUCCAGCAGCCGUCACCCCCUCCAGUGCUCUGAAGAACCAUGAGCUCCUGCACCGAAUCAAGGGGGAGGGUUUGUCUGUGGAGUACUGCUUCACUCGCCAGCCCUACAGUCUGGACUCCAACAUGGUGGCGGUCCAGAUGCAGUUCACUAACAACUCAACUACCGACACCAAGAACCUGCACAUGAAAGACGUGAAGCUGCAGUCUGGGAUGAGAGUCAAAGAGUUUCCAGAGAUAGAGCUGCUGCCUGCAGGGGAGUUGACCACUGCAGUGAUGGGAAUAGACUUUUGUGACUCCACACAAGCUGCCAACUUCCAGCUGUGCACAAAUACCAAGACGUUCUUCGUCUCAAUCCAGCCUCCAGUUGGAGAGCUGAUGAAGCCGGUUUUCCUGACCGAAAAUGAGUUCAAGAAGGAGCAGGGUCAGCUGAUGGGGAUGAAUGAGAUCACAGAGAAGUUGACUUUAAAUUUGAACUGGAGGAACGAACAGGAAAUUGUCCAGAGAGUUAUGGCGGCUGCCAAUCUCAGCAGAGUUCCCUGUGGCUCCGACAAAGAGUGCAGUCCUCCUGUCCAUCCACCCGAUCCUCCUGUCCACAGGUUCGCCGGCAGAACGAUGUCCAGCGGCAGCCUGGUGUUGGUCACCGUGGUGAGCAAUGAGGAGGGCGCUGCUCAGCUGACCAUCAACUGUGAGAAGAUGGUGAUUGGGACAAUGCUUGUGAAAGACAUCCUCCUGACCUUGACACAGUGACGUGUCGUGACGCUCACCUGCAUCCACUUCACUCAAGUAGCAUUGCCAGCAUUGUUUCCUGUGUGGCUCGCUCCAUUGAAGACUCCUGUCUGAUGACUGCCUGUUCGUGUCACCGUUGAUGAGAGUAACUACCAGUUUCAGCAACAUAGAAGGGGUUUAAAAAAGGUUUAUAUUUCAAAUAUAAUAAUAAUAAAAUAAUGGAGAAAAAAUGUUUUCCAAAAUUCAGAAAAUUUCUCCUUAAAGUGUAAUUUUCCAGUUCUCUUCAUCGUCAGAAACCUCUGCCAGAUGUUGUUUGGUUAGAAGUUGUCCUGUAACUGGAUUUGACUGGCUCAGAUGAUUAUCCGUCAGGCUAUUAUGCCAUCAGGGAGAGUUUGUUGCUGGGGAACACCACAGUGUGUUUGUGUUUGUGUGUAUAAUUGUCUCACUUCAAAACUUAUAUUCAGAUUAAAAUACCUGCAUAGACCACCACAACUUAUAACUUUGUAUGGUAUGUAAAAUUCUUGUUUUCUUCGUUUAUAAUUCUCUCUCUCUCUCUCUCUCUCUUCUGCUGUGCCGUCCCACUCUUCUGGUAGUGCUAUCUGACCAGCCACAGCAGCGUGAACAUCUCCCCGAACUCUGAACAAUGACCAUUCUUUGCGCUCGAACUUCCACCGCUCCACCACUUCCUCUUCCUCAUCAUAGUCUAUCGAUCACUGGCCUACGCUGCUUGGCAGUACUCUCCCCAGGCACCACCUGCCAGACUCACUCUCUGGCACACAAAAUGUGUUCAUCACCGUCUCCAUCCUCCUGGCAAAAGCUUGGCAAAAACGUACACUCCUGCAGUCACCUACAUGGCCAUAAAAGCCUGCUUCUCCUCUUACUGUUUCCAUCACCUUACUAGUCUGUUCCUGGACUCCUCCUCUUCAGUUAUUUUUUUUCUUUAGUGGAAAACAUAAUCCUAAUGGUUUCAGAGGCAAACAGAGGGAUGAGAGGACACAAAUCUGUGUAUCCACUGGUUCUUGCAACCUGUAAACCAUCAUGGGAUUGAUGAUGAAACAGGGUCAACUAUUGUCUUGUUUGAAGUUGAAGAAGUAUGUUUUCGUCCACAAGAGAUAGAGACGAAAGUUCAUUUAAUACAAAGGUUUGUGGAUUAAGUUUGUUUUCAAGAUGGAAGCUACAGCUGGAUUCCCCCUAUGAAGCAAGCGGACAGAGCAUAGUGGAUAGAUUCGCAGAAAUGACCUAGAUUUCGGGUUUGCUCAAUCAAGUCUAUUAUUCACAAACUGGUUUGUCUGACAUGCUUUAAAUGCUUCAGCGAAUGAUAAUUGUGUUCAGCUGAAGUCAAGGCUGAAGUCCAUGUUUGUAGUUUUUUGUAGUCCUUCUUAGGCAAUCAAUAUAAACAGUUGCAAGUGAGGCAGCCAUUUUAAAAACUCUUAACACGUUUUAAGUAAAACUGCAUUUCAAUGUGAAGCCACUCUGAUUUGACAAUACAGAACAGUAGGGCACCUUGAACAGAUGCCUCAUGCAUACUUAAAUAAUCCAAUCGAUCAUCUGACAAUGAUGUGCAAAGUUUGGACCAGACAAUUGUGGCGUAAUUAUAUCUACAACUUCUAAAACAAGUCAGAGUCUCAGUCAGUACUAAUACCAUGAUUAAGUUUAUUGCAUUAUAAACACAUGACCCUGGACCAGUCACACUGCGUUCACCCGUUGCACUAGAGUGUCCUUGUGAAGUGGGAGAGCUUAGCAGGUUAAACAGAGUCACUGAGCCUGGUGAAUGGAUCUUCCAACAUUAGAUGUACCUGUAUCACAAAGGUUAAAACUGCAGGUCACUUGAAAGCCCCAGACACCUCUCAGUUUUAAAUAAAGUUAUUCAUCAAUAAACAAGGAGCAUUUGGUCCCACCAUGCAGCCUCCAACAGCCAGACUGCCUUCAUGAAAGCACACAAUGAAAAACUUUGGUCAGAAAUUGCUUGCUCACCUGGAGCGUAUUAUAUAGCAAAGACAAGAAGUCACUUUAAAAAUGUUGCAGUAGCAAAAAGUUGGAGUGAAUGAAUGUUUCAUACAAAGUUGUUGAUGUCGGCACAAGAUGUGGUUCAAAGUUAACACCAGCACUUCUACGGAAGGUAGGGGGCUCCUGUGAGGCCAGCAUGAUGACACUUCAGUCAGUGGCACACAGACACAGGUGUGGUGAGUUCAGGUUCACGUGAGUUCUGUCUGUCGAGUCUGUGGCAGCAGCAUUGCCACGCCUCCUCCCGUCAGCAGAAGAGCAGAGACCAGCAGCACCGGCACGGCACAGUCGCUGUCCACCAGAGCUCCAAACACCAAGUUAGCUGUGAUGGCUGCCACCCGCCCCACCCCAGUGAAGAAGCCCAGCGAGGAGGAGCUGGUGGGAGGAAGCAGACAUGAAAGCAAAAUUUAAAAAAAAAAAAAAAAAAAGACAAGUAAAAAAAAGCCUUUGUUAAUGCAGCAGGAAAGUGAAACGGACUUGGGGAGGCAGAUUGUAUCUGGAAGUCAAUGAAGAUAUUUGUUUUGGUUAUGGCUAACGCUGGAAUUUUCCAUCUGCCCCCAAGUCCCUUUGAGUCUCCCGGUGGUUUGAUUCUAUAUGCCCCAAUUCGAUCAGCCGCGACGAGCUGGCAACUUCUCCUAGCCAAUGAGUUCAGAAAUCGCAUCCUGCUUGCUACUGAGCUCACGUCACGUCCGUCUGAGAAUUGGUUGCCCUUUGCAAUGGACACACAGAGCCACGUCUUGCAUGUUACAAUCGUACUAUAACUGAGGCAAAUGCCUGUUUAGACUUUUAAAAGACUAUGUGCUUUAGAUUGUGUACCAUGAGUUUGCAUGUGUUUUGGGUCGAACAACUUUAAUACAAAUCAGCCAAUCAUUUCGGGAACAUAAGCUUGAUGGAAAAAAAAUAUGUAUAUAUUGCAAGCACCUGAAUGAAGUGUGUCUCUCCAUAGAACAAGAACUUUCCAGUAGCCACAUAAUGAAAGACAUACUGCACUUCAUUGCCCUGACAGUGUAAGAGGCUUGGAAGGCCCUGUCAGACAAGUCAUUGGAUCUGCAAGGUCAAUAGACCGAUCAGUCCAAUCCAGCACUCCAUCCUUCCUGCAUUUGUGACUCAGGGUAGCAGCUCUGGUUCUGCUGAGGAGACGGACGCACCACAUUGGUGCAGGGAGAGCCGCCAUCUUCCAUCCUGGCAAAGAGCUCCGGAAACCACAUCCACAGUCCAUAGUAGCUGCUCACAAAGAUGGCAAUGCCAGUCUCUUCGCGGUAAUGACAAUAAGAGGACUCACCCAAAGGAUAUGCAGUAGAAGGCAAUGAACAUGACGGUGCUCCUAGAUUUGAGAGGACUUCUGAACAUAUGUCGAAUUGGCUUAAAACCCUGAAAAGAGCAGGUAAAUAUGAAACAUCAAAUAUAAAAAAUCUCUGUUGACACACAUCAGGUUUUCACAUUAUGACCACCAGCUGUCUUUCGACGUAUUAGGCUCUAUUUAGAGACGAAAGCUGACAUAAGAUGAGGCGAUUCAUCACUUUAAAACGCAUUUAAACAACGCUCCACUUGAAUGAAUGUGAGUGUGGAAUUUUAAACACCAAAUAUAUUUUGUCAACUGUUUUUGCUUGCUGCCAUAAUCAAUCUCUUAACAGAGGAAACUUCAUAAAACAAGUUAGUUGUUUAACUGUAAGCCUGGAGUGUCACAUCACCUUGGUAAAAUCCUGCUUGAGUCUUUCUCCGAGUGAAAUUUGGGAGUUGUUGCGCGUCUCGUGCUGCUCAGGGAUGCACAAUCUGCAUUUCUGCUGGAGACAUGAGGGCCAAACACCAUAUGACAUUCACAGCUUUCUGCCUUCAGCAAAGCAAUAGAUGACUUCUCCACAGCAACGGUUCUCAAAUUAGGCUUCGCAAAAUGAUUGCUGUUACAAAGUCAGGGAACAUUUGUCAGCGGUACAUACUGGAAAAAAACUAUGGGAGAGAAGCACAGCUCUAGACCGCUUCUGUGGCAACAGGCAUUAAGUGAACACAUGCAACAGCUGACCACAUCGACAGACCAUCCCUAUAAUGAGAGCAUCCUGGGUCAGGAUGCAUUGAAUUGAAUGCUCUUUGUGAAAGUCUUAAGGUGCAGUCAGGAGAAAAUGUAAAAAUGUCUAUAUCUAUAGCUAUAUAUCUGAGGGGCACAGUGAAACUAGUCCUGUCUAUAUCAGAGGGGGGUGAUAAGACAGUGAAAGAAGGCUGGCAUUUAUCGGAGGAGGGUAAUAACACAGUUGGGAUGAACAUUCAUUUCAAAUUAUUCUACAGUACUGCUUGCAAAAUGGAAUGAAAGUCACAUGAAGUUGGAUAACUAUUAUCAACAUGCACACCGGAAAAGUUUUCCCGCUGCCACCCAUGUUCAUUCGACACAUCAGACUGAAGACCUGGAUGGCGUCUUUUUCUCGGCCCACCUGACAAUCACAAGGAGGGGACAAUCACAGUCAGUUCACACACAGUAUCACAACUUAUUACCUCCAUGAGGAACUUGGGGCUCUCAGGCAUCAGCAGCCUGUAGAGCAAAGCUGAGCUGAGGCCUGGCACCGAACACAGCACCACGAACAGCCUCCAGCUCUGAAAGGUCCAGCCUGCUAUGGACCAAUGAGCCCAAGUUCUGGGAAUCACCACCCAGGCCAGUCCUGCAGACACAGAAACACAGUUUUAAGCAUUGAGAGCAUAGGUGAGCGGCACUCAUGAGGACAGUGCAAAACUACAAAUGAAAUUGAAAUGAACAUUAAAAAGUUAUUAAAGAUAUUGAGAAAACACUGAUAAAUUGAUCGAGGUUGACAAAACAGUUCCAUUGACCCUACAUAUCCAUCACUUACAUCGACCUUCUGCUACAAUUUUAUUAUAUUUGUGAUUUAUAUUGAUAAUAUUUAAAUAAAAUGCAUAUGAACUUUCAAGCACAUCAUGUCAUGGCAAACUGUAUUUAGACCUUUUCCUAUUUUCACCUUGUUUCACAUUGGGGUGACGGCACCUCACAACAGUUAAAGCAGAUAAUGUGACCCCUGGUUUAGAGGUCAGUUGAUCCUAUUACCAGAGUUUGUAUCUCCAGUGGAGAGCAUGUGACUUGUGCAAACAUGCUGAAAUGUUAAGACUUACAUUAGUGAUGAGCUGAUGAGGCUUCUUGAAACAGUCUCCUCAUUUUCAGAGCUCAGUAGGUGGCGUAGUUGGUUUAAAAAUGAUGUGAGGUGUGAUGUUGAAUUGGUUUUUCAAAUCCACAGACUUUAGAGCUGGGGUUGACAUCUGGUGGGCUCUGAAAAUAUGGGUACUGAUCCAUGAAAACUCAGCAGUCCAUUACUAGCAUUCACUCUAAUUCAAGCUGCGUAACUUUUGAAAGACCAGCACAGCAUUUUGAAGCCUCGACUGGAGAUUUUCCCUUUUCUGGGAUUCAGUCAGAAGGCAGAAAAUUUAGUGUAGAAACAGUCACUGAUACAGCAGAGGAGCAUCUUAUACAUAGUAAAAUCAGUUCGACAAACUACUGUAUUGCUGAUUCAUCGUAUACAAUGCGAAAUAAAAAGUGGAAAAAAACACAAGAGGAAUAAACCCACUGACAAACCAAACAAACAAAACAAAAAAAAAACAGAAAAAGCUGCUUGCUACCUGCAGCUACGAUGUUUCCUGCCAUCCAAAAGGUGGCGAGGGCGCUGAUCAUUGCUCCUCUUCUGUGCCGUGGCAUAAACUCUGAGAAGUAGGAGAAGAUGACAGGAACUGAGCCUCCUACCCUGUAGAGGCAGCACACAUGAUGUCAGGCUCUGGAAGUGGAUUCUACCGACCAUUAGCCACAGCUAGUCAGCCUCUUCCAUCUCAACCUAUCCAGCACAUCCUCCCCCGUCACUAGCUCCUGCAAUCAUUUACUACUUUGGCGACCCGCGUUUGUUGUCCUCUUCUUUUACAAGGAUCUCCAUCUCCAACAACUCUCCUCUGUCUCUGUCUCCGACCUUUGUAAAAGAGCCACGGCUCUUAUAUACUGAUCUUGCCUUUUCUAGUCACUCCCAAAGAAAACCUUCAUUUUUAACUCUCACUUUUCUAGCUGCUUCCUGUUCUUUUUUCAGAGCUGCUGUCUCUAACCCAAACAUAAUGGGAGGACUCACUACUGUCCUAGAGCUUACUGUUCACUCUAGCUGCCACUCUUCCGUCAAAGACCAAUCUACAGUUGUCUCCACCAGUUCCAACCUUUCUGCAUUCUCCUUUUUCUCCUCUUCUCUUU
Synchiropus splendidus (mandarinfish) is the source of this 10096-nucleotide messenger RNA. Its product is annotated as AP-3 complex subunit beta-2. Gene Ontology annotation, biological process: anterograde synaptic vesicle transport; vesicle-mediated transport; intracellular protein transport. Gene Ontology annotation, cellular component: membrane coat; AP-3 adaptor complex. The record is from RefSeq and is a predicted model, not a curated record. Lineage: Eukaryota; Metazoa; Chordata; Actinopteri; Syngnathiformes; Callionymidae. The coding region runs from base 328 to 3894 and encodes 1188 amino acids. The transcript has 29 exons.